AUGAAUACCACUCCACAACAGAUCCUCAACAUUGAAGACGCUCUGGUGUCUGACGAUAAUCCAGCGCGUAAUGAAGGCUUCCUCGACUAUGAGCGCUGCGCGAGACUACACAAUUACCUGGUCGCGUACGCCUGGAUGGUCCGUUACGAAAGAGAUACGCCCGACCUUGAUGCGCUGGCUAGCCGGCCGCUGCGGUUUAUGAAUGAAGAUACAGAAGCAGUUCGCGAGCGUCUGGAUCCUUCGCUAAACUCGUUCCUGGAUUUGAUCUAUGAUCCAGAGCCAGAACUCUUUUACUGGGUAAACGGGGUUAUAAUGGACUUCUGCGAUAUUACGUUUCCUGAUGAACACAACAAUCUCGAGGACAAAGAACGAUUUGUUGUCAUAUAUGAUACUGUACCAGGCUUGGGCCCACAUAAUCUCGGCGUUGUCUAUGACCAGCAGCUCCACCGGGCCUCGUUCCCAAUGACCAUAACAAACUCAGAAAGCGUCGAACCCAUCGAUGAACACGAGGAUCUGUGGUUCCCGUUAGAGACUAUUCUUACCCAUUGGGUCAAUCUGAUUCGCAUGGGUAAGGUCGUAGCUGAUUCGCGGGGGGAAGAUCUGCCUGACGAUGUGGCAAUGUCUAGAUCACAAAUUGGGCUGUGGGCGUGGCUCCCGUACUGCUCAGUCCAGAUCGAUAACACUGUGGCUGCUAUGGACCGCUACUCAGCCGCAAUCGAAUCUCGAAUGCCUCCCGAGUCACUAUCAACUGCCUCCACAUCGCUCUUCACCGAUGCAGACCUCGACACGGCUUCUGUGCCGAAGAGCUGCUUUAUCCGCUCAGUUUUGACAAGAGUGAAGACUCCGCGUUUUAACUUGAUUGCACCCGGCCUAGAGGUCCCGCAUGAUAAGGUAGCAUUCGCGAGACGUCAGCAGUUUACCGACGUGCCCCGCGACGAGGCGAGCAUUCCGCCGAUAUUGCUCUUUGCAGCAGAAAGUGCACUGACAGUGAAUUUCAACAAAGAAAUCCGAUGGUCGUUCUUAAAAGGAGUUGACCAGGUUACAAUGAACGAGAGUGGUCUUAUUCCUACGGGGCUAUACAGUGAAUCUGUAUGUCGAUGUCAUUACGAUGAGGAAGAAGCGGGCUUCCGCCUCUUGCUUCCAUUUGCACUGCGGUCUACUUUAUGGGAUAAUGAAGGGGCGAGGAUGAGUGAUGGCUCAUUAGUUACCUCGGGCUCCUUCACGGAGCUCUUUCAACAUGGCCAUUUUCACCCUUUUGGGGGUGAAAGGCGGGCGCAGAGAUUGGAGAGGCUGUUCAACCGGUGGACAGAACUGAUCGAAAAUGGUGUAUGGACGGUGGGGAGAGACGGUGUGGAGGGAGGAAUUGAUACAUUCCGUGAUGCAGACAAUGGCAACGGUGCCUGGAUGGAUUAUUGGAUUGCACCUGACUGGUGA
Penicillium antarcticum is the source of this 1434-nucleotide messenger RNA. RefSeq lists its product as uncharacterized. Bases 1 to 1434 code for a protein of 477 amino acids. The transcript has a single exon. Lineage: Eukaryota; Fungi; Ascomycota; Eurotiomycetes; Eurotiales; Aspergillaceae. The record is from RefSeq and is a predicted model, not a curated record.